Molecule: messenger RNA, 2125 nt
Organism: Astrephomene gubernaculifera
Lineage: Eukaryota; Viridiplantae; Chlorophyta; Chlorophyceae; Chlamydomonadales; Astrephomenaceae
Source: the annotation of a GenBank genome assembly
AUGGCACCUGCUGUAACGCGCUUGGGAUUAACGCUUGUCUCCUUAGCUUCAAGGUUUGCUUCUUCAGCCGCCUCCUUCACAGCCUCUCGUCUUACAAUCAAUCAAUUUCAGACCACCGUCAGCGCCAGUGACAAGGUUACGAAGAGGAUCUUGCCGUUUUAUAGACAGUUUGCUACUAGCUCUGUAAAAAUGGUUGAGCACAUGAGCACAAAGGUUUGCAUUAUUGGCUCUGGGCCUGCCGCGCACACGGCCGCGGUAUACACGGCGCGGGCAGAGCUUGGCCCAAUUCUGUUUGAGGGAUUCAUGGCAAAUGGUAUCGCGGCUGGUGGGCAGCUGACGACGACAACGGACGUGGAGAACUUCCCAGGCUUCCCUGAGGGCAUCCUUGGUGUGGAGCUGACGAGCCGCUUCCGCGACCAGUCUGAGCGCUUUGGGACGAAGAUCUUCAGCGAAACGGUUGAGAGCGUGGACCUUUCCUCUCGCCCUUUCACCGUGCGUACGAGUGAGAAGGAGGUGAAGGCUGAUACGCUAAUUAUCGCUACUGGUGCCGUGGCGCGGAGACUAGAAUUCCCCGGCAGUGGCGAGGAGAAUGGCUUCUGGAACAAGGGCAUUUCGGCAUGCGCUGUGUGCGAUGGUGCUGCACCGAUCUUCCGUAACAAGCCUAUUGCUGUUAUCGGUGGUGGCGAUUCCGCCAUGGAGGAGGCGAACUUCUUGACGAAGUACGGGUCCAAGGUGUACAUCAUCCACAGGCGCGAUUCCUUCCGCGCCAGCAAGAUCAUGCAGAAGCGCGCUCUGGACAACCCCAAGAUCGAGGUCGUGUGGAACAGCGUAGUGGAGGAGGCGUACGGCAACGAGCGCGGCAUCCUGGGAGGUGUCAAGGUUAAGAACGUGGUGACGGGCGAGGUGACGGACCUGCCCGUGUCCGGUCUCUUCUUCGCCAUCGGUCACCAGCCCGCCACCGCCUUCCUCAACGGCCAGAUCACCCUCGACGAGGACGGCUACAUUGUGACGGCGCCCGACGGCACCGCCACCAACGUGCCCGGCGUGUUUGCGGCGGGAGACGUGCAGGACAAGAAGUGGCGCCAGGCCAUCACGGCUGCGGGAACCGGGUGCAUGGCGGCUCUUGAGGCGGAGCACUUCUUGUCGGCGCAUGAGGGCGAGGCGGCGCCCGCCAAGGAGGGCGAGGAGGCCCCCGCCGCCAACGGUACCGCGGAGGACGCCGCCAAGCUGUAGGCAACGGAGCGGUGGCUUGCACGCGUGCCUGUCUGCGCAGGAAGGGAGGAGAGGAUUGGACUGAGCAGGGAGGGCGCUGUUUGGGUCGGUCUCCGGGGCCGGGUGCUGUUUGGUUGCAUGCAGGCACCCCGUCUUCUCUGCGGGACACUUGUUCGAGUGCAGUCUGGGCGGAGAGGGGCUUGCAGUCUUGGUGGCUAGCUUGGCAGCAUCGCUUGUGGCGCUGAGCGAUUGUGGGCCGUUUGGUGUCUGGUCUCCCUGAACCAUCAUGAAGACAUGCGACGCCCAUGUCUUGGUUUUGGGUGGCAGGUGACGCUUGGCGUUUGCAAUGCAGGGGGUUUACCAUACCCGGAUCGCGGCUAGUUUGAACGUAAUCCAGGAUGUACGGGAGCACGCUUCAAUAGGUGCUUUCUGGGAGGUCUUUGCUGCUGCCCUUCCAGAUAUAAGGGGUCUUGGGGUGUGGGGGCGUAUGUGACAAAGAGCGGAACGGCGUUAUGUUUGUCGCAUUUGGUGUCAUGUGUGGUAUGGUUGCAUUUAGUGCCAUGUCCUUCCAGAGUGUUAUCUUGUACCUCAAAAUCUAGCUUGCAAGCGGUGAGUGUGAGUGCGCGCUAUGAGCGCCGGCUGUUGCCGCGGGCGUAUUGGCUAUUCUUUUAUUGCCCUCGAGUGGCAUUCCACUCUAGGGCCCAACAAGCAAACUGGCUGUGUUUGCGUUUCAAUGUUUCAAGUAGGUUCGUGGUAGUGCUGCGUAGCGGUGAUGGCAUGCGUCAUUUUGUCGCGGGGUCGGACUGAAAGGGUGUGAUUAACAGGCGGCGAUGGUGACGAUGACAGCGUGUGGGGACCCUAUGCUGGGAAAUGCCUCUAAAAUGCGAGGAUGAGGCCUUUGUUACUGUUCAAA